Fulvia fulva is the source of this 369-nucleotide messenger RNA. RefSeq lists its product as uncharacterized. The record is from RefSeq and is a predicted model, not a curated record. NCBI's taxonomy places the organism in Eukaryota, Fungi, Ascomycota, Dothideomycetes, Mycosphaerellales, Mycosphaerellaceae. Bases 1 to 369 code for a protein of 122 amino acids. The transcript is spliced from 2 exons.
AUGUAUACCGCCGACGGUAGAGUGAUCGAGUUCCGCUCGCGCGACGACACAAUCGGUGCCGCCGCGGGACACUCUCUGGACUGUGGCGUGCAGCACGCUCUGGUCUACCAGCUCAACGGUCUGAAUGGUGCCCUCAAGCGCUGUAGCGGUGACAGCAUGGCCAAGUGUCGCUUUACGACAGCCUAUAGCAGCACCACCGCGCAGACCGCUAAUCGAGCAUACGUAGACCAGCGGAUCGUCCAGAACGCCGAAUGUGUCGCACCCUUCCCGGCGCCGUACUGCGUCACCUACUGGCGCAAGAACAGCACUGAGCCAUACCUCGAUCCUCAGACCCGGCUACCGAUAGACCAGCAGAAUUGGUUCCUGUAG